Molecule: messenger RNA, 811 nt
Organism: Guillardia theta CCMP2712
Lineage: Eukaryota; Cryptophyceae; Pyrenomonadales; Geminigeraceae
Exons: 2
Coding region: 244-666 (140 amino acids)
Biological process (GO): regulation of gene expression
Cellular component (GO): nucleus
Source: RefSeq, a predicted model, not a curated record
AUCCCCCUGCUCCUCCUCACAUCAAACAGGAUCUCUGCUCCUGAAGCCGCGCUGCCUCCCUAGAGACUGGACCCGUCUCUCAACCGCUUCUUUGUUCAGAACUAGGGAGAGUCUUCUCUCCCUCCCUCCUUUGCCGCCAUCUCGUUUCAACACCCGUUUGAUCGCUCUGGCGAAACUCAAGAAAACCUGGUUUCUAGCGAAGGAGCAUUUUUCCCAAACAUGUGGCAGCCACCACCAUCGAUGAUGAACCCUUACUUCAUGCACCCUGCCUUCAUUCCGUACCCGUAUGUAUACCCAGUCUAUAUGCCCCCAAUGCCACCACAACCACCACCUCCGCAAGUGCCGCAGUUGACCAAGAAGCAGCUGAAAGCAGAGAAAAGGAAGAAGAGGAGAUUAGCCAAAGCUGAGGGCUGCCCUCGAAAACCCGCGACCUCCUUUGUAAUGUUCUCCAAUGCUCACAGAGAGGAAGUGAAGAAGGCAAACCCCACGUUGCCCAUGAUAGACAUCGCGCGGAAGCUCGGCGAGAUGUGGAGAGAGCUGGAUCCCAUGAUACGCAAAGAGUGGGAAGACAGGGCAACGUCAGCAAAGGACGAGUACCUCGAGGCGAAGAAAGUAUGGCUGGAACAACGGUCGUCCAACAUUAAUGGACUUUACAAGGAUGAGUAGUUUAAACGACUUUUCCCGAUAACGUAGGAUUGUCUAUCUCACUACAGCAGGAAAGCAACUUAAAUGUUUUUGCCGGCGAUAAUGAUGGCAACCAGUUAAAAAUACUUCAAUUUUGAAUAGUGUGAAUGAAUGCUUUGAAUACUUA